AUGGUCAAAAAAUUUGGGAAAGGCGCUGAAAAGAUCACAGCCAAAAGACCCCCAAGGGCUGAUUGGAAAGAAGGCGGGAAAAAGAAACAAGUGGGUGUUUCGGAUAUGACUUUAUUAUCUCGAAUUACUGACAAUGAUAUCAAUGAAAAUCUCGCCUUACGCUGGAAAAAUGGUGACAUUUAUACUUAUAUCGGCCAUGUUCUCAUCAGUGUGAACCCGUUUAAAGACCUGGGGAUUUAUACACAAGAAAUAUUAGACUCUUAUAAAGGAAAAAAUUUGCUGGAGGUUCCACCACAUGUGUUUGCAAUUGCCGAAGCAGCAUAUCACCAUAUGAAUAGCUAUAAGGAAAAUCAGUGUAUAAUUAUCAGUGGUGAAUCGGGUGCCGGUAAAACAGAGGCUGCUAAACAAAUCAUGCAGUAUAUUGCUGCUGUCUCUGUUGGUAAAAGUACUGCGAUUCAAGAAAUCAAGGACAUGGUAUUGGCCACAAACCCUUUGCUCGAGAGUUUUGGGUGUGCCAAAACCCUGCGAAAUGACAACUCGAGUCGACAUGGAAAAUACUUGGAAAUCCAAUUUAAUCCGCAAGGUGCACCUGUGGGAGCUGUUAUUACAAACUACUUGCUGGAAAAGAAUCGGGUGGUCGGUCAAAUUGAAAAUGAGAGAAACUUUCACAUCUUUUAUCAACUAACGAAAUCCGCCCCAGAUGAAUAUAAAGAAAUGUAUGGUUUACAAGGUCCCGAAAGUUUUCUAUACACAAGCAGAAGUCUUUGUUUAGAUGUGGAAGGUAUUGAUGAUGUGAGCGACUUUCAGGAUACCUUGAGAGCCAUGGAUGUUAUUGGUUUACAAAAGACCGAAAAAGAUGAUAUCUUUAGAAUGCUGGCUGUCAUAUUAUGGUUGGGUAAUGUAGUUUUUAAUGAAAAUGAACAAGGUCACGCAGUAGUCUCGGACCCCGAUGUCGUCAACUUUAUUGCAUACCUUAUACAGGUGGAGUAUGAAGACUUGAAUAAAGCACUCACUAUGCGCAUCAUGGAAACACAGCAUGGUGGUCGUCGAGGCAGUAUUUACGAGGUUCCUUUAAACGUGACUCAAGCUCUCGCAGUCCGUGACGCACUUUCCAAAUCCAUCUAUGAGCGUCUCUUUGAAUGGAUUGUGACACGAGUGAAUGUAUCGUUGAAAGCAAGGGAUACGGUCCAGUAUACUAUUGGCGUGCUUGAUAUCUACGGUUUUGAGAUUUUCGAAAACAACAGUUUCGAGCAACUCUGUAUCAAUUACGUGAACGAAAAGCUUCAGCAAAUCUUUAUCGAGCUUACUUUAAAAGCGGAGCAAGAUGAAUAUGUACAGGAGCGUAUUGAAUGGACCCCUAUCGACUUUUUUAAUAAUAAGGUGGUAUGUGAUUUAAUUGAGGCAAAGCGACCUCCUGGUAUUUUUGCCGCUCUCAAUGAUGCGUGUGCUACGGCCCAUGCAGACUCUGGUGCUGCAGAUAAUUCGUUUGUACAGCGACUCGGGUUUUUGGCUUCCAAUCCGUAUUUUGAAGCACGGGGUGGGUCUAAAUUCUUGGUGAAGCAUUAUGCGGGGGAUGUAGCCUACGAUAUUGCAGGUAUCACGGAUAAGAACAAGGACUCUUUGUUGAAGGAUUUAUUAGAUAUGACUGCCAGAUCCCAAGACCCUUUUAUCUCGACCGUCUUAUUCUCGGAACGUAUGGAUCCGAAUUCCAAAAAGAGACCACCAACGGCCAGUGACAAGAUCAAGUUCUCUUGUAAUGCAUUGGUCGAAAAACUCAUGAUGUGUCAUCCAAGUUAUAUUCGUACCAUCAAACCCAAUGAUCACAAAAGCUCGUCUGAAUAUGAUGCAAAGAGAGUGGGCCAUCAGAUUAAAUAUUUGGGACUGUGCGAGAAUAUACGUGUUCGUCGCGCUGGUUUUGCCUACAGAACAUUGUUUGAUAAAUUUGUGGAGAGAUUCUAUUUACUUUGUCCUAGAACAGGGUAUGCAGGCGACUAUAUUUGGCAAGGUGAUGCUCGUAGUGGGUGUCUAGAAAUCCUCAAACACAACCAUAUCCCAGCCAAUGAAUGGCAAAUGGGUACUUCCAAAGUAUUCAUCAAGCAUCCCGAAACAAUAUUUGCAUUGGAAGAACUUCGAGAUCAAUACUGGCACAAUAUGGCUAGACGUAUUCAGAGAGCUUGGCGUGCGCAUGUAAGGUAUAAGCAUCAAUGUGCAGCAAAAAUUCAACAUUACUGGAGACAGAACAAGUACAAUAUCAAAUACCUCCAGUUACGUGAUUAUGGUCAUCAAUUAUUGGCAGGUCGAAAGGAACGUCGGCGGUUCUCUUUAUUAAGCCAACGUAUGUUUAUGGGUGACUAUCUCUCGGUCAGAGAAGGCAUGGGUGUAGGUAAAUUAAUCCAGACCGCCAUUCAGCUUAAACCGGGAGAACAAGUCGAGUUUAGUAUGAAGGGAUCAAUGCUUGUUCCUAGAGCCAUGCGGUCUAGUGUUCCCAGUCCAAGAAUAUUUGUUUUGACGAACCAAAACUUUCAUGUAGUGAUUUCUACCAAAAAUGGUAGAUCGAUACAAAUGACGGAUGAGAAAGUGAUAUCGCUCGAUGUAAUUCAAAGUGUAAGCGUAUCUACCCUUCGUGAUGAUUGGGUUGUACUUCAUUUAAAUGCUUCAACGGAUGGUAGCGACUGUAUUAUAUCUUGUGUUUUUAAGACGGAACUGAUCACUCGUUUAUCUCAACUCACUCAGGGUCGAAUCACGGUCAAGGUGGAUUCUCAAAUUCAAUACAGGAAGAAAAGCGGGAAAACAGCCAUCAUGAAAUUUGUCAAGGAUGAGAGUAUUAAGCAAGGUGAUCGAUACAAGAGUCACAUUGUAUCCGUGCCAUCGGGCGAGCCACCUACGAGCCAAUCACGACCUCCUGCUUCACGAAAAACAAGAGCUGGGACCGUAACAAAUAGUCAAUCUAAAGCCAACUCAAACUCACAGACAAAUAGAUCUAUACCUGAUAUCAAAGUCAGUACGCCUGUAGCAGCUACAGAAGAUAACCCAUAUAAUACAGGAAGAAAUCCGUUACCCUCUAUUCCUGUUCCACCACCACGCAGCCCAACUACGCCAUCCUUACCUGUUUAUAAGGCAAUCUACACUUUUGAGUCUCAAGAAGACAGCGAGCUACCUUUUCAGAUAGGUGAUACAAUGCAAAUUAUAGAGAAAUCUGACAAUGGUUGGUGGCUUGCUCGAAUUAAGGACCGAGAGGGUUGGGUGCCCAGUAAUUAUUUAGAAGAGUGUGUUAAGCCAAGACCACCCCCACCCCCACCCAGAAAAUUCCAUCCUCCAGUUGUUCCCCAGUAA
Mucor mucedo is the source of this 3333-nucleotide messenger RNA. Its product is annotated as P-loop containing nucleoside triphosphate hydrolase protein. Lineage: Eukaryota; Fungi; Mucoromycota; Mucoromycetes; Mucorales; Mucoraceae. Gene Ontology annotation, molecular function: microfilament motor activity; actin filament binding; ATP binding. The record is from RefSeq and is a predicted model, not a curated record. Gene Ontology annotation, cellular component: myosin complex; actin cytoskeleton; vesicle. The transcript is spliced from 14 exons. Gene Ontology annotation, biological process: actin filament organization; endocytosis; vesicle transport along actin filament. The coding region runs from base 1 to 3333 and encodes 1110 amino acids.